This is a messenger RNA of Hydractinia symbiolongicarpus, 1194 nucleotides long. RefSeq lists its product as uncharacterized. Bases 67 to 1110 code for a protein of 347 amino acids. The record is from RefSeq and is a predicted model, not a curated record. Lineage: Eukaryota; Metazoa; Cnidaria; Hydrozoa; Anthoathecata; Hydractiniidae. Gene Ontology annotation, molecular function: protein binding. The transcript has 4 exons.
AUUCUAAUGAAGUUGUCGUUAGCAGAAACUUCAGCUUGAGAACACACGCGAAAAGCAACAACAAAAAUGAUUGAAGAAGAAAUAGGAAAAAAGAGAAGAUUAGAAAAUGAUAUUUGUAUUGAGAAAAAACAGAGAGUUGAAAAGCUGGUCAGUGUUUUAAAUAAAACCGAUAAAAAUUUUGAAGGUACGAUCGCUCAAAAAGAACUUCCACAAAUUGAAAUUAAGAAAGAAGAAGAUGACAGUGCUGUUUCCUCCACAGAGACGUCAGAACUUUCUUGCAUUGAUGCUUCCAGAAGUCGCCUAUAUCCUGAUUUCAAAGAGGGAAUAAAAGGUCUUGAAAAAGCGACCUCUCACACAAAACGUGAACCACAACCCAACAAAGAUUCCAAAGGACAUUUGGAUCCGAAAGUAUUUUCAAGCUAUCCGAAAUUACCGUUUGCUAUUAUGACAAGCAAAGCAGUAGGAAAUUCCUGCCACUUUCGUCCAAGGAUUAUUCAGCGAAUUGAGGCGCCCACUUCGUUACAACAACAGCAGCAGCACAAUCAUUGUCCGUACUUCCCCGUGCCGAGAGGCAAAGGAAUCUUAAUUAACAAGAAAUCACCUGCAACUUCCUCAGAUAUCAUACGUGUACCACGUGACAACAAAACACCAUUCUUUAUCUAUACUCCGCCGAAGUAUACUUUGAAACCACUACCAGUGAAGCAACCUGAAGCAUACAACAAAUCUUUGGAAUUAUCUCCACCCUCUUUGAAACCGAUUUCAGAAGUGCAUUCGUUUGCUUGCACAAGAGUGAGCGACACUAAGCCACAAGAGAGUCCAGUAAACACGCUUGCUGACAGUUCUCAAGAUGUCACAUCCACGUCAGAAAGAAGGAAAUCUACAGAACAAUCCACCACCAAGGCGUUGUCACAAUGGUCGGUGGACGAAGUCUACGCGUACUUUCAAAAAACUGAAUGCGCAACUUAUGCUACCAUUUUUAAAGAUCAGGAAAUUGAUGGCAGUGCGCUUCUUCAUUUAGACGAACUGCGUAUCUCAACACUGCUUGGGGUAAAAAUGGGUCCAGCAAUCAAACUAUAUGCUAUAAUCAAAUGCAUGAAACAAAGCGCGUAGUUUUAAAUCCCCUUAAGCUGAAAUUGUAUAUAAAAAUACUUGUAGAUUUGUAAAUAGAUGUCGAUAGAUUUGGAUGUUAUGUAA